Cannabis sativa is the source of this 1362-nucleotide messenger RNA. RefSeq names its product acid phosphatase 1. The record is from RefSeq and is a predicted model, not a curated record. NCBI's taxonomy places the organism in Eukaryota, Viridiplantae, Streptophyta, Magnoliopsida, Rosales, Cannabaceae. The transcript is spliced from 3 exons. Gene Ontology annotation, molecular function: acid phosphatase activity. Bases 430 to 1236 code for a protein of 268 amino acids.
CCAUUCUCAUUUCUUUCUUUCUUUAUUAUUAUUUUCUGAGAUUUUAAAGUAUUAUUUACCAACCCACCUCACCAAUUUCUGGCUUUGAAUAUCUUUUGUCUCUCUUUCAACGCCAAAAAGAAAAUCCACUACAAAAAUAAGAUUCGAAUCAUAUUAUCUGAACAUUUUCUCAUCUCUUCUCCUUCCUUGUGUUGUUUACUUUACUCUUACGAAAACUCCUUCUCUUCUCUCAAACCCAGAACAUUUCUUUCUAUCCAAAACGAAGCCAAAAAUAUAUAAAGAUCAAAAAUCAACCUUUUUGAUUGAGACAAAAGAAAAGCCAACCCAAUUGUUAAUUUUUCCCUAACAAAGAUUGAGAUUCCAUUCUUUUAAUUCCCAACCCCGAAAGAAAAAUUGAAUUCAACUUUCUUCUCUGCCCCAAAACCCCAGAUGACUUUUCCGAGACUUUUGCUGCUUUUUUCUCUGUUUUCCCUCGCUUUUUCUCACGAAAAUUUCGAUACCCACCUCCUACCUCGGCCGCUAAUCGUCGAACACCCAGAGACCCUUUUGAAAGAACAAUCGGAGACCCAUUUGAAAGAAGAGAAUAGAUUAGAGUGUAGCAGUUGGAGAUUUUCCGUGGAGGCUAAUAAUCUGAGUCCAUGGAAAACAAUCCCAGAAGAAUGUGUAGAAUAUGUGAGAAAUUACAUUACUGGAAGGGGAUAUAGUACCGAUCUCCAAAGGGUGUCUAGAGAGGCAGCUGAUUAUGCGAAGAGCGUUGAGUUGGCCGGCGAUGGAAAAGACGUGUGGAUCUUCGACAUUGAUGAGACUUUACUUUCCAAUCUUCCUUAUUACGCCGACCACGGUUAUGGUUUGGAAGUCUUUGAUCCAGUAGAGUUUGACAAAUGGGUGGACAAGGCCAUGGCUCUUCCCAUAGAGCCCAGUUUAAAACUCUAUGAAGAAGUUCAGGGUCGCGGUUUUAAAGUUUUCUUGUUAACUGGCCGAAGUGAAAGCCGGAGAGAGGUUACUGUUGAAAAUUUGAUCAACGCAGGGUUUAGAGAUUGGGAUCAGCUUGUGCUAAGAGCCCCUGAUGAACAUGGAAAACUGGCAAUUAUAUUUAAAUCAGAGAAGAGGAGUGAGAUGGUGAAAGAGGGAUAUAGGAUUCUUGGGAAUUCUGGAGACCAAUGGAGUGAUCUAUUAGGUACCACAAUGUCCACUCGUUCAUUCAAGCUACCAAAUCCAUUGUACUAUAUCCCAUAAAAUACAUACCUUCUACUGUUCUAUAUUAACCUCUUAUUUUACUAGUAAUUCUGCUGAUUGAACUUCUGACUAAUUUGAACUGCACUCAAAAUUCCAUAAAUAAAUAAAAACAAUUGAAGAGUACAA